Cryptococcus amylolentus CBS 6039 is the source of this 1269-nucleotide messenger RNA. RefSeq lists its product as hypothetical. NCBI's taxonomy places the organism in Eukaryota, Fungi, Basidiomycota, Tremellomycetes, Tremellales, Cryptococcaceae. The coding region runs from base 1 to 1269 and encodes 422 amino acids. The transcript is spliced from 9 exons. Gene Ontology annotation, cellular component: nucleus. Gene Ontology annotation, biological process: regulation of transcription by RNA polymerase II. The record is from RefSeq and is a predicted model, not a curated record. Gene Ontology annotation, molecular function: DNA-binding transcription factor activity, RNA polymerase II-specific; RNA polymerase II transcription regulatory region sequence-specific DNA binding.
AUGCAGAAGAACAGCAACGCCAAAUCUGCUGGAAAUGAGCAGGCGCGUCAUCCUGGGAGGGAGGAGGUGGCUGUGACGGGCGAAAAGGAAGCCGUGACGGGAGAAGAGAAAGCCGUGACGGGAGAAGGGGAAGCGGAGCAGCAGGUGGUGGCUGACGCUGCCGUCGCUAUCUCGCCCUUGCAACCGUCCUUGUUGGAAGCCGACUCGGCACCUGUACCCAUGCAAUCAUCCAACCCCCAGCCAGCCUCUCCAGAGAUACAUGCUCAACCUGCCAUCUCACCCAAAGAACCCGAAGAGCUCACCAAGCUGCCCACACCCGUGUCUUCUGUCGACCAAACCAAGUUUGAGGAUGGCGGGAGCAACCUAGAGGUCGACAUGAUUACUCCGACCACUUCUCCGGGACAACAGUCGAACAGAAGGGGUAUUGAUGAUGAUAUGGGCAAUGAGCAGUAUACCACCGUCGUCAAGCCCCGAAGUACUCGUGAAAAUCCCAAGCUUGAAAAGCCCCAAUCGGUAUACCAAGGCAGACCACUCCCACCUCACCAAGUGCGCUCCUCCGAGGACACUACGGACCCGAACUAUGAUUAUCGAUUCUCCCUACGUGAUACCAUGGGUGCCACUUCUCUCAAGAACAACAAGGCAGAGACGGUCUGUAGAUCGUGCAACAAGCAGUUUAAAAGCCUCAGCGCACUGCAAAUGCACCAUAAAUCAGUUCACUCUUUACCUUCCAAACCUGUACAGCGCAGAAUGUCAAACACUCCAGCCCGCGUCAUCCAAACUCCUCCAAUUGUCGCGCCUUUUGCGACAGAAAAGGCCAUCUCUCUCGACGACGGAUUCGAGCCCCAGAAUAUGUGCGACGUGUGCCAGGCAGACUUUACGAACAUCACUACCCUGCGCCAGCACAAACAGGAGAAGCACAGUUGGGCAGUAUUGUGUCCCGAGUGCUUGAUGUUCUUCAACCAAGCUCAAGAGGCCACCGACCACUACCAACUCAUUCAUGGCAUCGCUCCUACAAGUCUGCUCAAGACUCAGCGCAUGCUCGAUACCCUCAAGAAACCUGCGCCUAACCCGGACCCUAUCCGUUACCCGCCACUUGCGCCUGUGCCCCCGAAAAAGCGUGAAUACCAGAUUUUGGCGAGUUAUGAUAGCCAUAUCAUAAGAAAGGAACACCAUUGUUCUCAGUGCGAAAUGGUAUUCUCGGACGCCUCGGAACUGGAUGAGCAUGCCAACAGCCCCUACUCGCACGGCGGCGUAAAGACUCACUCCUGA